AUGAGCACGGCCGAGGACGCCGGACGCCGUAGCCCGCGCCUCCAUCCCCAGACCCACGCGAGCGAGGAGGGCGACGGAAUGGAGCGCAGCGCGUGCCUCUGUCCCCAGGCGCACGCGAGUGAGGAGGCAGCCAGAGUGACCCGCCGCAGCUCGCCGGCGGCGCCGUCCUCGCCGCUGGAAAAUGACGAUCUCCUGUGGGAGGUCCUCCUCCGUCUCCCGCCGCAGCCCUCCUCCCUGCCCCGUGCCUCCGCCGUCUGUAAGCGGUGGCAAUGCGCCGUCACCGACCCCAGGUUCCACCGCCGCUUCUGUGCACACCACCGGAGGCCGCCCCUCCUCGGUUUCUUCGAGGACGGCGCGGAUGGUAUCGUGUUCAAAUCCGUCAUGGACCCUCCCAACCGCAUUCCUCCUCAGCGCUUUGACAUGCGACUCCACGGCAUUGACAAUGCCCGUGGCACGGGGGUCCAAUUGCUCGGGUGCCGCCACGGUCGGCUCCUCAUCAUGCCCUGGCAGCAAGCAGAACUUAUUGUAAUUGCUCCCAUAACCGGCGAGAAGCUCCACCUGACGGUUCCGUCGAAAUUCAAGGGGGACUGCUACUUCGAUGGGGCGGUGCUCUGCGCUGCUACUGACCAUGACCACGUGCACGGAAGCUGCCACUCGAGCCCAUUCAAGGUGGUCUUGCUGUCCACGAGCAGAUACCGAAGUGGUCCCCAGCUUGCCUUUGCAUGUGUUUACUCGUCGGAGACUAGCACAUGGAGCGAUCUCAUCACAACACCGACUCCAUGUCAGCUUCGUAAUAUUGGUAGUUAUGAUGGGUCACUUAUUGGUAAUGCACUUUACUGGCUGUGUGGACGCGGAGAUUACAUAUUUGAGUUUGAUUUGGAUGGACACAACCUAGCUUUGUUCAGAGCGCCUCCCAUUAUAAAUCACGUCCGCCACACUUAUGACAGCCGUGAGAUCAUCCAGGUCAGGGAUGGCGCUGUUGGUCUCGCCAUACUGACUCACUAUUACCAUAACAUUGAAAUGUGGCGAAGGAAUGUCAAUUGUCAGGGUGUUACCAAAUGGGUGUUGUGGAAGACCAUUGAAAUGAAUAGCAUUCAUGGGAUCCCUCCUGAGAUUGAAGGAGAGAGGUCAGGGUUGAUAUUUAGACCAAGAUAUGCUGAGGAUACUGAUGAUAUAUUUAUAUAUGUGGGCUGCAGUGUAUAUAUGGUUCAACUUAAGUCGAUGCAGUCGAAGAAACUUUGUGAAACCACUCAUCUUCAUUGUCAUCAUUCUUUCACGAGUUUCUAUAUGCCAGGCGCAGCCAUUGCUCGUGGAUGUGAUCAAUCUGAAAUGCAGCAUGAGACAUAG
Molecule: messenger RNA, 1347 nt
Organism: Triticum turgidum subsp. durum (durum wheat)
Lineage: Eukaryota; Viridiplantae; Streptophyta; Magnoliopsida; Poales; Poaceae
Source: the annotation of a GenBank genome assembly